Messenger RNA from Cyclospora cayetanensis, 540 nucleotides. RefSeq lists its product as uncharacterized. Bases 1 to 540 code for a protein of 179 amino acids. Gene Ontology annotation, molecular function: protein-folding chaperone binding; ATPase activator activity. Gene Ontology annotation, cellular component: cytosol. Gene Ontology annotation, biological process: protein folding; positive regulation of ATP-dependent activity. Lineage: Eukaryota; Apicomplexa; Conoidasida; Eucoccidiorida; Eimeriidae. The transcript has 5 exons. The record is from RefSeq and is a predicted model, not a curated record.
AUGGAUAUCCCCGAACAACCAAGUGCCGAGAUGCAACAGACAAGCACUUCCCCCCCAGAAAAUGCACAGGAGGCGGGAACGACCAACAACAACCCUUCAGCCUGGAAUCCGAGCUCCUCUCAUUGGGAAGAAAGGCAGCUAACCCCCUGGUGCCUCUCCACUUUGACGGAAAGGUUCACUGCUGCCAAGCUUUCUCUUCUCGAAGGAUCUGCAGAGCUAAUGUUUUUCAACGUCUCUGUCAAGGGCGAGGCCUCCUUGAGUUUGCGAAAGAACCGAAAAAUGCUCUUUUUCGACUUGAGCGCUGAAGCCGACUGGACGGCGACUGCAAGAGAUAAGGAUGGCAGAUUCUUAGCUGACUCCCGAGGCCACAUGACUCUCAAGGAGUUCAGUUCUGAUGACGAUGACUGCCGCAUCACCUUCUCUGGAGAUGGCAAAGUACCGCCACAGCACAGGAUUGAUAACGCAGCGAAGAAAGAGGGACCCCUCCAAGUUACUGAGCUUCUCAAGCAGUUCGUGCAAGAGAUGAGAAGCAAGGCAUGA